Polychytrium aggregatum is the source of this 2336-nucleotide messenger RNA. RefSeq lists its product as uncharacterized. Gene Ontology annotation, biological process: mRNA 5'-splice site recognition; RNA processing. The record is from RefSeq and is a predicted model, not a curated record. The coding region runs from base 144 to 2033 and encodes 629 amino acids. Gene Ontology annotation, molecular function: protein binding. Lineage: Eukaryota; Fungi; Chytridiomycota; Chytridiomycetes; Polychytriales. Gene Ontology annotation, cellular component: U2-type prespliceosome; commitment complex; U1 snRNP. The transcript is spliced from 9 exons.
CCAUCCUUCUGCCCACAUCAAACUGGCUUGCCUGGUCUGCGACUGCUGAGCACGCCCGACCUCCACAGCGCCUCCAAGCCAUCGAGUCUCCGAUCGCCCUUGCCCGCCCGACUCCCACCCUCUCUCUCUCUCCGCCGCUGAUCAUGGACCCGACCGCCGAUUCCGUUGAAGCCUCGAGCAGCACCGUUGCCGAGCCGCAGCCAUCGGUCACCCCAGCCGCCCCACAGUCCGAGUGGGAUAAGCACUGGGAGAUUGUCACCAAGAACCCGGAGGACUUUUCGUCGUGGGAAUACCUGAUUGGUCUUGCUGAGCAGCCCUCUGCUGGGCCCAUCAGCGCCGAGUCGCCCGAAGCCGACAAGGCCAAUGUACGAAAGGCAUACGACCAUUUCCUGGCAAAGUUCCCCCUAUGCUUUGUCUACUGGAAAAAGUAUGCCGCGCUGGUGCUGCUUAUGGAUGGGCCGUCCAAGGCCGAGGAGGUCUAUGAACGUGCCGUCCAAGGAAUCCACAACUCGAUCGACCUCUGGAUCGACUACUGCGAGUUCAAGGCCCGCCACAGCACCGACGAGGAGGAGAUCCGAGGCAUCUAUGCCCGAGGUGCGGCUGCCGUCGGUCUGGAUUUCCUGAGCCAUCCGUUUUGGCUGGCCUAUAUCCAGUUCGAGGAGUCCAAGCAGAAACCCGGAAACGUCCUCACCAUCCUGGAAAAGACCAUCGCCACGCCUCUGCGCGACUACCAGCAGUUCUUUGACAAAUACACGCAAGUCGCCGCAGCUCUGCCCGUUAAGGAGCUCGUCUCGAGCGAGGAAUAUGCCCAAAUCGAAGGCGAAGUCCGCACCGCCACCCAGGACAACGAAGCCCCGCAGACGGACGAGGCUGUGGAGGCUGAAGUACGGCAGCGCAUCCAGGCGUCUCGUCUGGCCAUCUUCAACAAGAACCAGGACCAGAUCCGAAAGCGAUGGUCGUUUGAGUUCAUCAAGCGCACCUACUUCCACGUCAAGUCCCUCGACGAAGCCGCACUCUCCAACUGGCGGUCGUACCUCGACUUUGAGGAGCAGGAGGGCGACGCCGCGCGGAUCCGCGCUCUCUAUGAGCGGUGCCUUGUUCCUUGCGCCAUGUACGAAGAGUUCUGGCAGCGCUAUACCCGGUAUCUCGCUUCGCAGGGCGAUAUUGACGGCGCACGCGGCGCAUUUGUCCGCGCCACAACCAUUUUCCUGUCCCCUCAACGUCCUCUCGUGCAUCUUGCCUAUGCGGCAUUCGAGGAAGAGCAGGGGCAGAUCCAGGAGGCCCGUGCCGCCUACAAGCGUCUGAUAACUGCAGUCCCUGGCCAUGUCGAGGCCACCAUCAAAUUUGCCCAGUUCGAGCGCCGCAGUGGCAAGAUUGAGGACGCCGAAGAAGUCCUGAGCUCGGCCAUCAGCAAUACAGAGGACGCCAAGCUCCAGGCGUACUUUACCGUGUACAAGGCCAAGCUCGCUGCUCAGCACAAGCUGGACAAUGAUGCCGCCCGCCAGAUCUACGAGGAGGCUUCGUCCAAAUUCCUGAACAGCAAGUUCCUCUGGACCAACUGGCUGCUCUUUGAGAUCCACCAAACGAGCGACUCGGCCCUGAGCUACUCCAAGGUUCUCUGGGAGGCGAUUCAGACCCGAUCUACCCUGUCGAGCGAGGAGAAGGGGCAGUUGGGCCAACGAUACCGCGAGUUCUUGCUUGAACGAGACACCACCAUUAGUGCCCUGAAUGAGCUGGAGCGCGAGCUCUCGACCUUGAUCAAGCCGACGUCCUCCUCGACAUCUCCUGGAUCUCGCAAGCGACCCAUCGAGGACUCUGGCCAUUCGCACUCGUACAAGCAGCACCGCACAGAUGAGCACGAGCAUUCGGCCUCGGCCUCGUCUGCUCCUGCAUCGGGGUACUACGGCUCCUGGGGCGGCCAGCAGGGCCAGCAUGGACAGCAGGGUUACGGUGGUGGCUACGGCGGCCAGUCGCAGGGACAGGGUCAGUCAUACUCUGGCUACGAUCAGUACGGCCACGGUGGCUCGUACUAAGAGUUCGCCAGACCCGUUAGACAUGAAGAGCGCUACGAACACACAGCUCUUCCAAGAGGCAGUGGGGGCUAUUGAUUCAUCAUCAUUGCCGUUACUGUCGCCAGUGACCGACAACAAGCUAGUUUUGGGCAGCAUGGCCCUGAGUCCGUGGGUCCGUGGGGCCGACUUGCAUAGACAAUGAUCGCUGCGUACUGAUGUCAUUUGGACUGCGUCGAUGCUGCAAUGCCGGAUUGCAAUACUGCCCAAUAUAUGAGAAUCGGCCUGUGGAUGUUGCUCGUGGACACACUGGGGCCAAGACAUGGC